Colletotrichum spaethianum is the source of this 837-nucleotide messenger RNA. RefSeq names its product endoplasmic reticulum mannosyl-oligosaccharide 1,2-alpha-mannosidase. Gene Ontology annotation, biological process: carbohydrate metabolic process; N-glycan processing. The transcript has a single exon. The coding region runs from base 1 to 837 and encodes 278 amino acids. Lineage: Eukaryota; Fungi; Ascomycota; Sordariomycetes; Glomerellales; Glomerellaceae. Gene Ontology annotation, molecular function: calcium ion binding; mannosyl-oligosaccharide 1,2-alpha-mannosidase activity. The record is from RefSeq and is a predicted model, not a curated record. Gene Ontology annotation, cellular component: endoplasmic reticulum; Golgi membrane.
AUGAUCAACUUCCAGGACAAGAAAGUUGAUAUUGACAACAGUUUCUCAUUAGGCGCGCUUGCUGACUCUUUGUAUGAGUACUUGCCCAAGAUGUACGCCCUUCUUGGCGGUCAGGAUAAGUCAUACAAAAAGAUGUAUAUUGGCGCAACGGCAAUCAUAGAGCGACAUCUUCUGUUCAGACCAAUGACAGAAGACAAUACGGAUAUUCUCUUCGCUGGCGACGCCUAUGUCCAUGCUGACAAGGUUGACCAUGUUUCCAAAGCCCAGCACUUGUCUUGUUUCGUCGGUGGAAUGCUGGGUCUAGGCGGCAAACUGUUCGCCAUUGAUAAACAUGUCAACCUCGGGGACCGCGUAGCUCGCGGCUGCGCUUGGGCCUAUGACGCUAUGCCUGCCAGUGUUAUGCCCGAAAUAUUCAAUCUGAUUGCCUGCUCGACAAAAGAAAAGUGCGAAUGGAACGAGGAGAGAUGGGAACAGGAGGGUGACAAGCGAUUGAAGAAGGGGUUCAAGAACGCUCGCGACCCCAAGUACAUUCUCCGCCCCGAAGCCAUUGAGAGCGUCUUCUUGCUCUACAGGAUGACUGGCCGGCAAGACUUGCAAGAUAUCGCCUGGAGCAUGUUUCAGUCGAUUUUGAAAGCGACGGAGACUGAGAAUGCCAACUCGGCCAUUGCGGACGUGACGGUCCCCCCCGAGCAGACCCAGAAAACCGACUCCAUGGAGAGCUUCUGGCUUUCCGAGACGCUUAAAUAUUUCUACCUCAUUUUUUCGCCUCACGAGCUGAUCAGCUUGGACGAGUUUGUCUUCAACACCGAGGCCCACUCUUUCAGACUUCCAAAAUAG